Peniophora sp. CBMAI 1063 is the source of this 1575-nucleotide messenger RNA. The record is from the annotation of a GenBank genome assembly. Lineage: Eukaryota; Fungi; Basidiomycota; Agaricomycetes; Russulales; Peniophoraceae.
AUGAACGACGCCACUGUCACCAGUUUUACCAGCCUUCCACAAGAACUUGCUGUUCUGAUCCUAGGCAUGCUCUGUCUACGUGAUCUACUCGCUGCGACUGAGGUCUCCCGGCACUUCCUCUAUGUUGUGCGCAGCACACCUAUGCUGCAGUAUCGCAUUGAGCUUGUCGCGUGCGGUAUGCGUGAUAACCCGAGGAGUGAGACCACCACGGCGAACAAACUGGAAAAUCUCCGUCGCCACGAUCAAGCCUGGCGAUUGUUGCGUUGGUCGGACGAUGUCCGAUUUCGAAUCCCAAGAGAUGGACAUGUGGAAAGCAAACAGGGCGUGAUACUGAUCACGAAGGAGAGGGCUCGUCCUGACCAUGGCGCAGAGGUACAACUACUGCCUUCGGAUACUCGAAACAUACCACGUAGAUCAUGGACCAUCGAACCUGGUCAUAACGAAGAGCUCAACGGCGACGAUAGAGAAAUAUAUGAAGUGGACGCUUCACAGGAUCUCUUACUUAUCCGCCAUGGCACGACGCCUGCGAACACCUUCCUCGCUGUGUAUACCAUCUCUGAUGGCCUACCUCAUCCUCAGGCAGCUUUGAGUAGCUUCAGAAUUUCUAAUAACGGUCCACUAAGGGGGUCGACCGCAGGGGCGUUCGUGCGUCGGGAGUGGGUGUACUUGCUCGAUCAAAGCUUUCAGAUAUACAACUGGAAGACCGGAGAGCGCAAUGGAGAUCAUGAUUGGCGCGGCACGUUGUCGCAAUGCGCCUUCGUUGGCGACAGAUACAUAGCGGCCGUAGUCGUCGGCAUCCCACCAUCGCCGGCGGUCCUACGAAUCUACGAAUUACCUAGCGCGGAUCCGGCGGUGCCACCGACAUAUCCACCCACCGUUGCCGUCCUGGCCUUCUUCCUUCCGGCAAUCGCCAAUGCUCUCACGACCGACACUGAGUGGAAGCUGGUGGGCGGUUCUGCUCAGUCCGCCUCUCUCAACGAUGCUCUCGGGGGUGGAGACUUUACAACUGACCGCGACGAAACACUGGUCUUGAUCCCUUUCCGAGUGAGAGACCGUGACUUUGAGCUUAUCAUUGCGACGGAGCGCCUGCUGGAGUUCCUCCCGCAUCCGGGAGACAUCGCAUCAGGCGCUGGCUCGUAUUCACUUCGCGAUGUGCCAUGGGACGAGUGGGGUCCGGAGUGUACUCAUUUGCGUUCAGUCGCAGCCAACGAUGACGCCGUGCAUGAGAUGCAAGCAAGCAUCUUCGGCUCACGUCAUGUACUGCCUCACCCCGUUCAAGAGUCCGGCGGACAAAGCGCCGUCCGUGUGGAUGAUUACCAACCAGCUCGCGUCCGUCGGGCCGAAAAUAACCAGAGCCCAUCCCACAGAGUUCACCACGGGGAGGAUACACAAGGGGAGUGGUUUGAAGCAAAUGAGCUGCAUACGGACCUACCAUUUGUGGAAACUAAUAUGCGGCUGCCUGAGGCGUGGCAAAACAAGAAUCCUCAUGACGUGCACGUCUCCAUCAAUGAAGAUGGUGUCACUCUCAUAGACAAAUCGGAGGAAGGGGAGUAUGGGGAGGCGUACACCCUGUGA